AUGGAUCAAAUUGAGGAACAAAUAAUGACCUUGCAGAAGAUUAUCACUGAGCUCAGGAUCAGUUCACAGUUCCUCAAGAACGCGACGCGAUUUCUAGUGUCGGUUUAUCUGUUUUUGUUCUUGUUUUCGCAGUUUUCUUCAUGGUAUUGGUAUCCUUCCUUUAACAUCUCAACAAUCUUAAACCAUGCUAAUGAUAAGAAUUGUAUUUUCCUUAUUUUCAAUGGUCUCCUAAUCUUUCUCGCUAUGACUUCUGGCCUCCUCAAAUUUUCAUCUUCCUCUGAUCUUAAAGAUCGACAUCAAUACGAUAUUGGUCUUCAUCAUGCACCGUUAACAUUUGAUGAAAAGGAAAGAGAAGUAGAUGAAGGAGAAGAUUGCUCUGUAGAGGAUAAUAGUCAUUGCAUCUCGGUUGUGACAGAUGAAAAUAAAGUUGAAGAUGAAGAAGAAGAAGAAUUAGUGGAUUUGGAUAAUGAAGAAUUAGACAAGCGAUUCGAUGAAUUCAUAAGAAGGAUGAAGGAAGAGAUGAGGGUAGGAUCUGAUCAAAAACAGCUAGUCAUUUCAUCUUUAUGA
Molecule: messenger RNA, 567 nt
Organism: Impatiens glandulifera
Lineage: Eukaryota; Viridiplantae; Streptophyta; Magnoliopsida; Ericales; Balsaminaceae
Exons: 1
Coding region: 1-567 (188 amino acids)
Source: RefSeq, a predicted model, not a curated record